AUGAUGGCGGUAGAUACAGCGAACAAAUCAUUGACAUCGUUGUUGGAGAAGAUGGUAGCUGCUGAUACUGAUUACAGAUUUAUGGCUAUGAAUGAUCUUAUCAAUGAAUUACAAGUAAAUACACUUCGUUUAGAUCUCCAAAGUGAGAAAAGGGUUGUCGGACUUAUUCUUCGUCUUCUUCGAGAUCCUAGUGGUGAAGUUCAAAGCCUUGCAGUACAAUCGUUAGGUCCGUUGGCAACCAAAGUGAAGGAACAACAAAUUGUUACCAUUGUCAAAGAUCUUGUUGGUACUAUGGAGAAGGGUGGUGAAGGACAACUGCGCAGUAUAUGUAGUAUUGGUCUCAAGACUGUUGUCAAUGCUUUACCUAAUGCAACUGAUAUGGCUGUAGUUCAAUCAGCUGUUCGUGAAGCUGUUUUACCCCUGGUUCACAUGGUUAUGUCGCACAAUGAUGAUAAUGUACGCGUUGAAGCUUGUGAAGUUUUAGCUGAAAUUAUCAAUCAUUUUGGCAAUCUCUUGACCAGCUAUCAUCUUGAUCUUCUCGAUUGUAUGAUUACAUGUCUUGGUUGUCCACAGACAACUCUACGUAAAAGAGCUAUUCAAGCCUUGGGUUUUCUAUCAUGGAUUAUCCCGCAGAAGUAUUUCACUUCAUUAGUCAGCUUCUUACUAUUUCGUUUACAAAUGAGUCCAUUUCUAUUGACCUCUCAGUCACCAAUGAAAAAUAUGGAUGAGCAAUUAUCAAAGUUAAUUACUGAGAAUACACUAUUUCAACGACCUCAUCUACUAGAACAAUUAAAACAACAACCAUCAGUUGAUGUUACUAAAACACUACUUCAAUGUUUCAAUGUUGUCUCUCGUCAACUUCAACGUGCACCUCAUUGUAUUACUCCAGUCCUUCGAUUAUUGAUAUCCAUUGCAUACAGUCCAGCGUCAAAUAAUACUGAAGAAGAUGACGUUGUAGAGUUGGUUAUUCAAGUAUUAGAAACACUGAUACGACGAUGUCCUAGAGCAGUUGCACCUGCACUACCUGAACUUAUCAAUCUUCUAUGCGAACGUCUACAAUACGAUCCAAACUAUGAUUAUGGUCUAGCGGAGGAUGGAGAUGAUCAGAUGGGUGCUGAUGCCAGUGAUAACGAAUUCGAUGAAGAUGAUGACGAUGAGGACGGUGAAUAUUCAGAUGAUGAAGAUCUCUCCUGGAAGGUUAGACGUGCUGCAGCUCGUGGUCUGGAAGCGAUUAUUUUAGUGUAUAAUGAAAUGACUGCAGAUUUCUAUGUGUCUAUCGCUCCACUACUUAUCAAACAAUUUAAUGAACGUAAAGAGUUUGUCCGUCUAGCAGUAUUUUCAUGCCUUAGUGCAUUACUACGUCAAACUCGGUUGACAACAAUCAAUUUGACGAGUGGAUCUGUGACUAGUCAGAAUACUCUGAAAUCAUGUGAAAAUGCCUUAUUUGUAUCAGAGACAACAUUGGAAGAAUUACGGAUGCAAUUACAAGAUGCAAAUAGUGCUCAAUCUCGAUUGCUGGCCUUAUUGCCUACAAUAUAUCGUGGUAUAGAAAAACAGGCAUCGCAGUCGUCAAGUAAUAAAAUGCAAUCAUUUCAAAAAAUGAAUCGAGGUAUACCUGCCUAUCGACAUGCUGCAUUCAUGUUAAAUCGUGAUUUAGCGUUGGCUCUUCCAGGUCAAUUAGGAGCAUAUUUGAAUAAUAUACUAACAAUGGUACAAACAUCAUCAGCUGAUCCGAAUACAAGUCAUACAGCUAAAAUGGAAAUGAUCAAUGUUAUCGUUUUAUUGUUUAACACACAUCCAGCAAGUUAUUUCACAUCAACACUUGAUCUUUUAGUUCAGCUCACUGUUCAGUCGGUCAAUAAUACAUUUUAUCGAGUCGCUUUGGAAGGUUUGGAUCUACUUCAACUUUUGUGUACACAAUUGAAGAAUUUAGGUGGUGAAAAAUACGCUAUGACUUUGUUCACUCCACUUUUUAAUCAAUUGCAAGCCACAGAUCGUGAUCUUGAAUUGAAAGAAAAAGCGAUUACUGUCUCUGCUGUAUUUCUUGCACAAAUUGGUGAUCUAGUCACAACAAAAAUUGACGACUGUUUAGAUUUAUUAUAUCGACGUCUAAAGAAUGAAUUAACACGGUUAGCAGCUGUUCGUGCUAUACAAAUCAUUGCUUCAUCAUCUGUUCGAUUUGAUCUAUCGAAAUUCUUGCCUGCUUCUUCUGAUGAACUGGCCACAUUUCUAUCGAAAAAUGAUCGUACCUUACGUAUGACUACAUUACGUUGUCUAUAUACUAUCUUAUUGAAAUAUCCAAAUUGUGUUGGACAGAAUUGUUUAAUGACUAUAUUGAAUUUAAUGCCAAAGCUACUUAUUACAGAGCAUGAUUUACAGACGACACAGCUUGCUCUACAUCUUGUCUCUUUACUGUUGGAAUCUGGUGAACCAUUAGCUAGUAAUAUUUCUCGAAUUGUUAUCCAGGAUCAAUUUCUUGAAGCACUGGUCACUAUAGCCCACUCACCUUUACUUCGUGGUCAAGCCUUAGAAGGAAUGCUACGACUGAUGCGUGCUUUUGGUCAAAUUCACAAGGUGGAUCAUGGAAAUCGUCAACAAUUACUGCUUUUCCUAUCACGACUACUUGGUCCUAUUGAAGGCAACACUGGUACAUUGUUUACACCGAUUCAUCAUGCCAAUCCACCGAAUCGUAUCGGUGUACAUCGGGAUGCAUUGCCUAGUCUAGCACAGUGUAUUGCUGCUUUACUAGCUGAAUUACCGAUGAAUUCCACUGAAGAGGCCAUAAGUCAACAAACUGGUAUAUUGAGCAGUGUAAAUAAUGUUGUGGAUCAGUUGUUAAUAUCUGUUAAGGAUCCCGGUACAUCACCAACACAGCUCUAUCUGAAUUUGUUAAUUUUAGGCGAAUUAGGCCGAAAAGUUGAUUUAAGUUCACGUAAAGAUCUUCGUGAUUUAUUGAUCUCUUGUCUAUCGUCAACACCGACUAAUUCUCCUGUCCACCAUCAACAACAUCGUCAGCAUCAACCGAUGACACCUACAGGUUUAUCAGAGACAUCUGUUGUCACAUCGAAUGGAUUUAUGGUAACUGAAGAAGUGAAACCAGCUGCUGCGCUUAGCCUAGGCAGACUGGUUGUUGGCCAGCCACAAAUUCUUUUACCACCAUUGGUUGAUAGUAUUUCACAGGCUGUUUCACAGCAUAUUCAGUCUACGAAUGCUCCAACUUCAGUUGUCAACAGUAAUGGUGGGGGUGGCGGCGGCGGCGGCGUUGUUGGUGGUGUUAAGAGUAAUAUAAGUCAACAUCAGUUAUAUUAUUUAAUACAAGCUCUUAGAGAGGUUCUUGUAAAUCUUGCUGGUCUGGAUCCUAGUCAAUCGUUGAAAAAUCAUUUAAAUUCAAUGUGGUCUCUGUUACUAGCCUGUGCUAGUCUAUCUGAAGAGGGUACACGUAAUCUUGUUUCAGAAUGUCUUGGUCGAUUGACUCUAGUUGAUCCUCAACAACUUGUCGAUCGUUUACGCCAGCAGCUGAAUUCCCCUGAAGCCUCUUCAUCGGUAUUAAUGCGUUCAACACUGGUAACUGCUGUCAAAUUUAUAUUGAUUGUAACUGAUUUGGAUUCAGCUUCAUCACCAUCAUCAUCGUCAUCAUCUGCAACACGAUAUACUACUGGUGGACGUAGUCGAUGUGAUCUAUCAGAUGUUCCAUACUUUCUGUUAAAUCCAUCCUCUCACGAUUCCAACGCAUCAUCAUCAUCAUCAUCAUCUGUAAUCAAUGAUGUUGAAUCGGCACUGAAAGCUGGUAAUCCACCUGCACUGAUUGAUUUCCUUGGUCGUCUUGCUGAUCCAGAAUUAUCUGUUAGGCGUGCAGCACUUGUUGCUUUAAAUACAGUAGCUCAUCAUAGACCUGGUCUUGUUCGUCCUUUAUUGAAUGUACCUAUCCAGCUGCCGGGUACUUCACAGACAUCCACCCUAUUAGAUAUGUUAUGCACUGAAACAGUUGUCCGCAAGGAAUUGAUUCGUGAAGUUGAAAUGGGUCCAUUUAAACAUCAUGAAGAUGAUGGUUUAGAUUUAAGAAAGUGUGCAUUUGAGUGUAUGUCCACUCUACUGGAGACAUGUUUAGACAAGUUGGUCAUUUCAAACUUUUUAGAAUCCUUAAUUGAUGGUCUACGAGAUCAUACUGAUAUCAAGUUGUUAUCCUAUCAAAUACUUCAACGUAUAUCAAUUAUACAACCUUUGGAAAUAUCAGCUAAAAUGGAAAUCUUAUCAGUCCCGUUAAAAGCUGUUCUCUUAUCUAAACCAAAAGAUGAUUGGGUGAAACAAGAAAUGGAGAAAAUGCAAGAAUUAAACAGAAGUGCAAUUGGAUUAAUUGUCAGUUUAAGAAAUAUUGAUGAUAUUGAUAAAAAUCGAUAUUAUAUGGAAUUGUUGCGUAUUAUUGAUUCAGAUGCCAAUCUAAAGAAUACUUAUAUGCAUAUUUCAUCGACGGAAAAUUUCAGUGCCAAUAGUACUAGUGGUUGUGGUGGUGCAGGGACAUCGGGUGUAGGAGGAGCAAUUGGAAACUCUCCUGCACGUCGCGUUGGUGGCGGCGGUGGUGGUGGUGGUGGUGGCGGAUAUCCUGGAAUUUAUUCAUCUGUUCGUUAA
Molecule: messenger RNA, 4626 nt
Organism: Trichobilharzia szidati
Lineage: Eukaryota; Metazoa; Platyhelminthes; Trematoda; Strigeidida; Schistosomatidae
Source: the annotation of a GenBank genome assembly